AACAAUUGUGCUCCAUCAUUUAUUGAAACUUGGAAAUGCACGAGCUCACUAGAGAUGAGUCAGAGGAGUGGAAUUCCUGUGAACAGUGCGGAAAGAAUUUUAAUAGCAAAAAAAAUUUAAGAAGACAUUUGAAAUUCCACCAAGACUAUAAGAAACCAUUUACUUGCGAUUUUUGUGAAAAGGCUUUUUAUCAGAGUUCAAACUUAAAACAGCAUUUGAGGAUACAUACCAAAGAAAGACCCUUUGCUUGCAAUCAAUGUGACAAGACUUUUUCAUACAAUUCAAGCUUGACGAGACAUUUAAGAGUCCACACUAAGGAGAAGCCUUGCGAAUACUGCGACAAGACUUUCCGCAGCUGCUCGGAUAAGAUAAAGCACGUGAGGAUUCACACUAACGAAAAACCGUAUUCUUGCAAGUAUUGCGAGAAGACAUAUUCCGAUAGUUCAGCCUUGAAAUCCCAUGUGCAGUGGAAGCACACCAAGGAGAGGCCCUUUCCAUGCAGCGAUUGUGAGAAGAGUUUUGUCACGAGAACGUGUCUGAAAGUCCAUGCAACAGUACAUGGCAAAGGGAGUGUGGCCAUUAGAAAGAAGCCACCGAAGUCUGUUUUCCUGUAGUGAAUGUAAGAGGACUUCUGCCCGAAGCCCGUUUGUGAAAAAGCAUGUAAGAAUACCAAGGGCGA
This is a messenger RNA of Uloborus diversus, 679 nucleotides long. Its product is annotated as gastrula zinc finger protein XlCGF71.1-like. The record is from RefSeq and is a predicted model, not a curated record. NCBI's taxonomy places the organism in Eukaryota, Metazoa, Arthropoda, Arachnida, Araneae, Uloboridae. Bases 36 to 614 code for a protein of 192 amino acids. Gene Ontology annotation, cellular component: nucleus. The transcript is spliced from 2 exons.